AUGGGCAGGACGUCAGACGCCAGGCUACCUGCUCAUUUGCGUACCAAGAUUCCUACAGGCUCGAAUUUCACAAAGAUCAAAAAGGACGUGAGGAGUUUGGGCUUAGCUACGGUAUGCGAAGAGGCUAGGUGUCCGAACAUUGGGGAAUGUUGGGGUGGCGAGAAGGGCACGAGCACAGCAACGAUCAUGCUCAUGGGCGAUACAUGCACUCGAGCUUGUCGAUUCUGCAGCGUCAAGACGUCCAGAGCUCCCACACCUGUGGACCCACACGAACCCGAAAACGUCUCCGAGGCCAUCUCGCGCUGGGGGUUGGGCUACAUCGUGCUCACCUCGGUGGACAGGGACGACAUGCCCGACGGGGGCUCGCAGCACAUCGCGUCCACAAUCAGUCGAAUCAAAUCCAAGGCGCCCUCUACGCUCGUUGAAGCUCUCGUGCCAGACUUUCAAGGCAAGAAGCACGACAUCGAAAGAGUGGCAAAGAGCGGACUGGACGUGUUUGCGCACAACAUCGAGACGGUGGAGAGCACCACACCUAGUGUGAGGGACAGGAGGGCUGGAUAUAGGCAGACUUUGGAAGUCUUGAGAUUUGCAAAGGAGGUCACGCCUAGCCUCAUCACCAAAACCAGCAUCAUGCUUGGGUGUGGGGAGGAAGACGGAGAAGUGGAGCAGACUCUUCAAGACCUUCGCGCUCAUGGCGUAGACGUGGUGACGUUGGGACAGUACAUGAGACCCACGAAGAGGCACAUGAAAGUGUCGGCCUACGUUGACCCCGCAAAAUUCAAGCAUUGGGAAGAGAGGGCCAAAGAGCUGGGCUUCUUGUACGUGGCCAGCGGUCCUCUGGUCAGAAGCAGCUACAGGGCCGGAGAGUACUUUAUUGAGAACGUUAUCAAGAAACGUCGCUCUGAAGGCCCGAACGCUCCGCACUUGGGCUCCGAAACGUCUAGAGCCUCGCAGAGCACCUCGUCGCAGCCUUCCUUUUGA
Messenger RNA from Ceraceosorus guamensis, 981 nucleotides. RefSeq lists its product as hypothetical. The coding region runs from base 1 to 981 and encodes 326 amino acids. Gene Ontology annotation, molecular function: 4 iron, 4 sulfur cluster binding; lipoate synthase activity. Gene Ontology annotation, biological process: lipoate biosynthetic process. Gene Ontology annotation, cellular component: mitochondrion. The record is from RefSeq and is a predicted model, not a curated record. The transcript is spliced from 4 exons. NCBI's taxonomy places the organism in Eukaryota, Fungi, Basidiomycota, Exobasidiomycetes, Ceraceosorales, Ceraceosoraceae.